AUGAUUCGGGCCAUCUGUCCCAUUUGUGUUCUUGUCUUUGCGCUCCUCUUUGUAUGCAUGGAUGCACAUCCCGAAUCGCCAGGCCGCUCAAGGCGAGCUCCUGCUGCCAAAGUGCGACUGGCAGGUAUCGGCCACAGAGAAAACGAGGGACGAGUUGAAGUCCUGCACAACGGGACGUGGGGCACCGUAUGCGACGAUGAGGUCGACAUUAAACUCGCUAAUGUGCUUUGCAGGGAACUGGGUUUCCAAAGUGGCAUAACAUGGGCGCACAGUGCCAAGUACGGGGAGGGAGAAGGCCCCAUUUGGAUGGAUAAUGUGAGGUGUGUAGGAACGGAGAAAACUCUGAAAGACUGCAAGUCGAACGGAUGGGGUGUUCAUGACUGCAAGCACUCUGAGGAUCUCGGGGUGGUCUGCAGUCCAGAGAGAAGGCUGGACCAAGUGCAUCCUGGAGUCACCAGAAGAGGGCACACCAUCUCUCUCAGGCCAAACGCAGUCACCUCGAACCGUUGGCAGGACAUUUACUCCAGUUCAAGGACACCUGCACAUCUCAGACCAGGCAACGGACAUUCCCAGGAUCAUACUAGAUGGGAUCAAUUCUCCAGACAGCAGUUUCAUAAUCCGUCUGCCAGUAGGGUGAAGAUCGAGGAAGUCCGUCUCAAGCCGAUCUUGAUGGUUACAAAGAAGCAUGCUCUUGUUACGGAGGGUGUGGUGGAAGUAAAGCAUGCUGGGAGAUGGAGACAGGUGUGUGAUAAAGGCUGGAGUCUGAACAGCAGCAGAGUUGUGUGUGGGAUGCUUGGCUUUCCUGACGCGGAGCAGCCCAACAUGAAUACCUACAAAAAAAUAUGGGAUAAGAAAGUCAAGGAUUCAACAACAAGAUUGAGUCAGAUGACCAAGAAGAAGGGAUUUUGGGUUGAGAAAGUACAUUGCCUGGGCACAGAGCCGAGUCUGGCGGAGUGUCAUGCCCAGCUAUCAAUCCCUCGAAACCCGGGCCCCUGUAAGAACGGUCGCCAUGCAGUGGCCCGCUGUGUCCCAGGACCACAGUUUGCUCGUAUGUCCUCUGGCAGACCCCAGGCACCUCACCCUGCAGAGCUGUCAGUGCGUCUGAAGGCAGGACCACGUCUGGGAGAAGGAAGAGUCGAGGUUCUCCGUGAGGGAAAGUGGGGAACCGUGGUUGACCACCGGUGGGACCGGAUCUCAGCCAGCGUGGUGUGCAGAGAGCUGGGCUUCGGCACUGCCAAAGAGGCUCUUACCGGAGCAUACAUGGGUCAAGGGACGGGGCCGAUCCACAUGAACUCAGUGCAGUGCACUGGCACAGAGCGCUCCAUUUUGGAUUGUUACUUCCAGGAAGUCCCUCCCUGGACAUUCAAACACAGCCAGGAUGCUUCUGUCAAAUGUUAUGUUCCUAAGACAGGCUUUGAGACCACGGUGCGGUUGGCGGGCGGCAGGGACCCGGCUGAGGGUCGUGUAGAGGUGCUCAUGGAGGUGGGGGGCAGAAAGCGCUGGGGCACGAUUUGCAGUGAGAACUGGGGAAUAAAUGAAGCCAUGGUGGUAUGCAGGCAGCUGGGCUUUGGUUUCGCCGCACGGGCCCAUCAGGACACAUAUUAUUGGCAAGGAGACCCUGCAGCUGAAGAAGUGCUGUUGAGUGGGUCUCACUGUGUGGGAACAGAAAUGUCCAUCCAGCAGUGCCGUCGUAACAGUUACGUCCACUGCCCUCGAGGAGGCGGAGCUAAAGCAGCAGGCGUCACCUGUUCCGAAACGGCACCUGACCUGGUUUUGGAUGCGCAGCUCGUGCAGGAGAGUGCUUACCUAGAAGACAGGCCUCUGCACCUGCUCACCUGUGCGCAUGAGGAGAACUGUCUCUCCUCCUCUGCCAACCGCAUGCAGUGGCCGUAUGGGCACCGCCGCCUUCUGCGUUUCUCCUCCCGUAUCAUGAACUUGGGCAGAGCCGACUUUCGUCCACGUGCCUCAAGAGAGUCCUGGACCUGGCACCAGUGCCACAGGCAUUAUCACAGCAUUGAAGUGUUCACACAUUAUGACCUCCUCACACUCAACGGAAGCCGAGUGGCCGAAGGACACAAAGCCAGUUUCUGUCUGGAAGACACCUACUGCCCUGAUGGACUUCAGAAGCGCUUUUCAUGUUACAAUUACGGAGAUCAAGGCAUUUCGUUGGGUUGCUGGGACACUUACCGCCACGAUAUCGACUGCCAGUGGAUAGACAUCACUGAUGUCAGACCUGGAGACUACAUCAUGCAGGUUGAGGUAAAUCCGUCGCUGGACAUGGCUGAAUCAGAUUUUAUGAACAACGUCAUGCGUUGUCGAUGUAAAUAUGAUGGACACAGAGUGUUUAUGUAUGGCUGUCAUGCAGGUGAUGCCUACAGUGCUGAAACUGAAGAUUUAUUCGAACAUCAGCGUCAGAUCAGCAAUAACUUCAUUUGAGCCUGGUAAAGAGAGGUGAGAGGAGAGGAUGUUCAUUAAUGGCUCCCAGAAA
Sinocyclocheilus anshuiensis is the source of this 2488-nucleotide messenger RNA. RefSeq names its product lysyl oxidase-like 4 (gene loxl4). Lineage: Eukaryota; Metazoa; Chordata; Actinopteri; Cypriniformes; Cyprinidae. Gene Ontology annotation, biological process: peptidyl-lysine oxidation; collagen fibril organization. The record is from RefSeq and is a predicted model, not a curated record. The coding region runs from base 1 to 2436 and encodes 811 amino acids. Gene Ontology annotation, molecular function: copper ion binding; protein-lysine 6-oxidase activity. The transcript has 14 exons. Gene Ontology annotation, cellular component: membrane.